Syzygium oleosum is the source of this 1487-nucleotide messenger RNA. RefSeq lists its product as uncharacterized. The transcript is spliced from 3 exons. The record is from RefSeq and is a predicted model, not a curated record. Bases 109 to 711 code for a protein of 200 amino acids. NCBI's taxonomy places the organism in Eukaryota, Viridiplantae, Streptophyta, Magnoliopsida, Myrtales, Myrtaceae.
GGAAAACGAUACCAACAUAAAUAUAUGUGAGAGAGAAAAGGCAAUCAAACAAACUUGUGGCCUCUCUCCCUCUCUCUUUCUUUUCUUCUCUCUCUCUCUCUCUCCAUAAUGAAACACAAGGACGAGGCAAAGGGAAUGACAAGUGUUGGCAUCGCAACCUCAACAACGACGAGCAACGAGUGUUGCAUGUGUGGGGAUCACGGAUUUGCUGAGGAGCUCCUUCAGUGCAAGAUUUGCCAUUUCAGGUCUCAACACAGGUACUGUAGCAAUCUCUACCCCAAGGCCAAGUCCUACCAAGUUUGCAACUGGUGUCUGGCUGAAAAUCAGGAUGGAACCUCCAUGAAGGACAAGUCGAAGAAAACUUCAAAUUCUUUGUCGUCCCUCAAGAACGGCACUUGCGAAGAGGAAAGCAAUAAGAAGAGCAAGAAGAGAAAUAACAACGGCAGAAAAAUAGGUUGCCGUGAUGAUCAUGGCGACCCGAAAGGCGAAUCGACUAAGUCUUUGCGGUUUCUGCGUGCCAAGAAACAGAAGAAGCUGCCGGAGAGCUUGGCUCUGACCGCCCGAAAGAGGAUCAUCUCCAAUGGCGACUUGGAAGAGAAGAGCAGAAGGAAGAAGGAAGAGGGGCGGUCAAAGGCAGACAGCAAUGUUGGCAUUGGCAUCAGAAAGCGGGCGGUAUUAAGGAGCAACAGAGUCGUCAGAAGGUGGACGUGAUUGACGGUUCCAAUGGUCUGCCGGUCAGCCCUGAGGUCAAUGGUGAAGGGGAAAAACUUUUAUUUAUGUCGCUCCCGAUUCACAUUCUAACUGAAACAAUACUCUUGGGGCCAGAAGUUAGAAUAGAAUUCGAUUGACUGAAGGCAAAGACUAAGCAUAAGUUGUGCUCGAACGAACCUUAAAAGACCACGAACCUUGAGAAGUCAUUGCAUGUACCCUUAUUACUUGUAUUGGAAGUACCUCACCAAGGAAGGGUGUUGCCACUUGUGCAGGCUGCAAUGUCUUGUUUAAUGAUCCGGCGGCUGGUCUACUUGCACACCCCUUGUCCCUCCUCUCAGUCCUCUGUGUGUUUUUUCUUUCAGGAGGAGGACUGGAAUACCUUCUUAUUUUAACAUCCCGGAGUCCGGAUGAAACUUUUUAAGGACAUGCCCAUGCCCAAAAAGACCAUGAACCUUGAGAAGUCACUACAUGUACCCUUAUUACCUGUAUCGGGAGUAUUUGAACCCACUCGCAGCCCAUCAUAUGAUGGAUUCAAGUUGCAGGAUCUGGAUGGGCAUCGUCACAUUUUAGAUCCAAAGCUUGAAGUUUUUUUCUUUUUCUUGCUGGGACAAACUUUCCUUUCGAACAAAACAGUCAAACAUUACAAGGAAAUCCGAUACCUGAAUUAAAACGAUAAAGCAAAGAAGACUCCACCAACGUCAUAUUUUUAACUCUAGGUGGGAGAUUGUUAAAAAUAAACAAAGAUGUGGUUCCUAUCUAAUGAAUAACCUAAUUUG